This is a messenger RNA of Fonticula alba, 513 nucleotides long. RefSeq lists its product as hypothetical. Lineage: Eukaryota; Rotosphaerida; Fonticulaceae. The record is from RefSeq and is a predicted model, not a curated record. The transcript has 3 exons. The coding region runs from base 79 to 513 and encodes 144 amino acids.
CCAGAACUUCUUUACCACACUUUUCUUCGAACUCCUGCAAACUACCCCGCUGGUUCGGUCAAAGUCCCCUAAGAAAAAAUGUCUCGCUCCUCUGUCUCUCUCCUCCGCAAGCUGGUCGUGGCCCUUGUCCUGGUCCUCGCCAUCGUUGCCUCGGCCAACGCCAAGAAGUCCAACCCCAAGGGCUGCUCCAAGCGCUCUCGCGAUCGCCGCCAGGACUUCCUCCGGGACCGCUGUGUCUCCCUCGCCCAGCAGUGCGACGAGGACUGCUUCCGCGGCCUGUACGACAUGAUGAACUGCAACGUCGUCGGCACUCAGACCUCCAGCAACACCUGUCUCGAGGGCAUGACCCGCCUGCAGACCAACUGCCAGCAGUUCAACUCGGCCAGCUUCGGUGCCACCGUCACUCUCGGCAGCGGCAACUACCUCUGCAACAGUGCCUCCUCCAACGGCUUCAGCAUGGCUGCCAUGUCGGUGGCCGCCGCCGCCGCCGCCUUCGGCGCUGCCCUCCUGUAA